This is a messenger RNA of Lachancea fermentati, 2415 nucleotides long. NCBI's taxonomy places the organism in Eukaryota, Fungi, Ascomycota, Saccharomycetes, Saccharomycetales, Saccharomycetaceae. The record is from the annotation of a GenBank genome assembly.
AUGGUCUUUCCAAUUUUACCUCUUUAUUCCUCUAGUAGGGAUGUGACUGAGGUCAUAGCCUCGAAGCCUUACUUAUGUCUGGCUGGCCAAGCAUUAUUAGAUGGUUCCAAAUUAACAACUGAAGAAAUUUUGAAUUUCCAAGAAUCAUAUCCUGUGAUCAGGUUUUUGGCAGUUCGUUUGUCAAGGGGAGAUGUUGCCGAUGACGACGUCAUUCGUUUACUCAACAACGGUGUAUCUGCGCUUUUCCUGUCUGAUAAAGAAUAUGCCUCAUCCCUUGUUGAAUUGGGCGUACCUGAAGAAAGAAUUGUUUUAUCCGAUGGAUCAAACUACGACUGUAAAUUUCACCUAGUUCAAAAGUUUUCUUCUGAACAGAUAAUUGGCGUCGACACAAUCACAUCGGAAUCUCUCGCCAACGCUGUGGUGUCUUCCUUGAGAACCGAUCGCGCAGACAAAUUGUAUACAACACUAGUUGUUGAUUCCAAUGAGAGAUGUUUGGGCCUAGUGUACUCUUCAGCAGAAUCCAUAAAGCUUGCUAUUGAAAAGGAGGCAGGUGUCUAUUAUUCUCGUUCCAGAGAUGAGAUAUGGGUCAAGGGAGCUACAUCCGGUAAUACUCAAACACUAGUAGGUAUUCAACUCGAUUGUGAUAGUGAUGCGUUGAAGUUUAUCGUCGUCCAAAAUGGCGAACAUUCCGACUUCUGUCACUUAAAUACUGAGUCCUGUUUCGGUGAAUUCCUUCACGGCUUAGUUGGUCUGGAGCAGUUGUUACAACAACGUCUUGUCGACGCACCUGAAAAAUCAUAUACACGCAGACUUUUUAACGACCCCGAAUUGUUGACUGCUAAAAUAAAAGAAGAAGCCGAAGAGUUAACUGAGGCUCAAAAUAAGAGUGAAAUCUCUUGGGAAGCUGCAGAUCUUUUCUACUUCGCUAUGGUGAAGCUCGUUAGCAGUGGUGUUUCUUUGAAGGAUGUCGAAAGGAAUUUGAACAUGAAGCACUUAAAGGUCACCAGAAGAAAGGGUGAUGCCAAACCAAAGUUCAUGAAACAAGAAACUGCCUCUAAAAAACCAGAAGAAAUCCCAGAGGCUAUCAGAUUAAGUGUAGUUGAGGCCAAUGAUUCUGUUGCUGUUGAAAGUGCCUUGAGCAGACCAAUUCAAAAAACGUCAGAAAUUAUGCAUCUAGUUAAUCCAAUUGUGGAGAGAGUGCGUAAUGAGGGUGACAAGGCUUUGAUAGAGUUCACCAGCAAGUUCGAUGGCGUCGAUUUAGAGGCACCUGUUCUAGAGGCACCUUUCCCACCUGAAUAUUUCGAAGGAUUGACUGAGGAAAUGAAGGAGGCACUUGAUUUGUCAAUGGAGAAUGUUCGCAAAUUCCACGCGGCGCAACUCCAAAAGGAAGUAUUGGAAGUUGAAACUCAACCUGGUGUUAUUUGUUCUCGUUUCCCUCGCCCUAUCGAGAAGGUGGGUCUAUAUAUUCCAGGUGGUACUGCUGUUCUACCAAGUACGGCUCUCAUGUUGGGUGUUCCAGCUAGCGUUGCCGAAUGUAGAGAGAUUGUAUUCGCCUCGCCACCACGUAAGAGUGACGGAAAAGUAUCUCCGGAGGUGGUGUAUGUCGCAGAAAAGGUUGGUGCUUCCAAGAUCGUGUUAGCCGGUGGUGCUCAAGCCGUUGCUGCUAUGGCCUACGGUACUGAAUCUGUUCCAAAGGUGGACAAGAUCUUGGGUCCAGGUAACCAAUUCGUCACUGCCGCAAAGAUGUAUGUGCAAAACGACACACAAGCACUAUGUUCCAUUGAUAUGCCUGCCGGUCCAAGUGAAGUGCUUGUGAUUGCUGAUGAAAAGGCUGAUGCUGACUUUGUCGCCUCAGAUCUGCUGUCACAAGCCGAGCACGGUAUCGACUCUCAAGUCAUCCUUGUCGGUGUUAGCCUAAGCGAAAAGAAAAUUCAAGAGAUCCAGGAGGCCGUUGAGAAACAGGCCCUACAACUACCUCGUCUGGAAAUUGUGCGCAAGUGUAUCGCCCAUAGCUCCAUCAUCUUGUGUAACUCGUACGAGGAUGCGUUCGACAUGUCGAACAAGUAUGCACCAGAGCACUUGAUCUUACAAAUUGAGAACGCUUCUGACUACGUGAAGCUAGUCGACAACGCAGGUAGCGUCUUCGUUGGCGCUUUUACGCCUGAGUCCUGUGGUGAUUAUUCCAGUGGUACCAACCACACCUUGCCCACUUAUGGAUAUGCCAGACAAUACAGUGGUGUCAACACUUCUACUUUCCAGAAAUUUAUCACCGCUCAGAACGUCACCCCACAAGGUUUGGAAAACAUCGGCCGCGCUGUCAUGAGCGUUGCUAAGGUCGAAGGUCUUGACGCGCACAGAAAUGCUGUCAAGAUUAGAAUGCAAAAGCUAGGCCUUCUACCAGAAGGCUUCGUGUAA